Photinus pyralis (common eastern firefly) is the source of this 2544-nucleotide messenger RNA. RefSeq names its product TBC1 domain family member 23 (gene TBC1D23). The transcript has 6 exons. Gene Ontology annotation, biological process: retrograde transport, endosome to Golgi. Lineage: Eukaryota; Metazoa; Arthropoda; Insecta; Coleoptera; Lampyridae. Bases 122 to 2119 code for a protein of 665 amino acids. The record is from RefSeq and is a predicted model, not a curated record. Gene Ontology annotation, cellular component: trans-Golgi network.
GUAACCUUGUAAGUAUUCACUUCUAUCUACAGCUGUUUUUGACGUUUCUAAAUCGUACACGUCAAAAAAAAAAGAGGCUGUACACCGUAAAUAAAUAAAUAAAUUCAUAAAGUAUGAAAAAAUGACUGAUCUGGACGGGGAAAAUUGGAUUAACGAAUUAGAAAGCGCAUUGCUAGAGGAAUGUUCUGCAGCUGAUGUGUAUUGCAUUUGCAAGGGUAGACCCUUACCUGAACAGUUGCGGUCGGAUAUAUGGCAGAUUUGUUUAGACGUGAGAGAUAAGGGAAAUCAGCUGAAUCACUUCAACGAAAUAUUUGAUCUUACAAAUCAAACAGCCUUACGAGAAGACUGCACAAGUUUCGUAUCGAAAUUGGGUAACGACGAGGAGGAUAAGCUUUCUGUGGUGUCCGAUUUGGAAUCGAUUCUAACAUUUUACUGCAAAAGUAGAAACUUGGAGUACGAACGGAAUAACGGUUGGAUCGAUAUUUUGCUACCGUUAUUGGCACUUAAGGGUCAAAGAUCCACGACGUAUAAUCUUUUUGAGGCAAUUCGUGAUACAUACAUACCUCAAAGUUGUAAUAAAAAAAACGGAAAUGUGUUUCAUAUUUUAAGGCUGUUGUUACAAUAUCACGAUCCGGAAUUAUGCUCAUUUCUGGAUACGAAGCGGAUUACACCCGACAUGUAUUGUUCGACGUGGUUCCAAUCGUUAUUUGCGGCAACCUGCAAUCUACCUGUCGUUAUCAAUAUGUGGGAUUAUUAUUUCCAGCAGUCCGAUCCGUUCUUUGUAUUUUUCCUGUCCCUGAUAAUGGUUGUGAAUGCGCGUGAACAAAUAAUGCAGAUGAAGAACGAGCCACGCGAGGUGAUAACUGCUACUCUUAUAAAUAUGCCAUGUGCGCUGGAGGCGGAUGAUGUCGGAGAUUUUUGUUCGUUGGCACAGUACUACGCGCUGAAAACACCGUUCUCUUUUCGCAGAGAUUUGAUUCAAGCAAUUUACAGUGAGGAAAAGAUGGAUUCCACCACAAUCUCCCAGGCGUUGUGUUUACCCGUCUCCGUAAACGAAUUGAUUGAAAAUUGCAACUCCACAAGCAAACUGGAUCAGGUUCGCUUUUUUCUGGUAGAUUGUCGACCCAUUGAACAGUAUAAUGCUGGGCAUUUAUCGACAGCUUUUCAUCUUGACUGUAAUUUAAUGUUGCAAGAACCCAGUGCUUUUGCUACGGCCGUACAAGGCCUUUUGUCAGCCCAGAAACAAGCAAUUGUAAUAAAUUCUAGUGCAGGUGGCGAACAUCUGUGCUUUCUGGGUUCCGGUCGGAACGAAGAAGAUCAAUAUACGCAUAUGGUUGUUGCAUCCUUCUUACAAAAGCACACUCAAUAUGUGUCCUUUUUGACAGGUGGAUACAUAGCCGUGCAUAAUUACUUUGGCGAGCACGCGUCCGAAAAUCUUCAAGAUCACGAUCCUACGGUCUGUAUUGUUUGCGCUCCGAACGCGAGAACGAAAACGGGCGACUUAAAGACGGAACCGUCCAGAGAUCUGUUUGGUAAAAUUUCCGCCGCGAUGAAAUCAAAAUCGGCGGAGGUUAAGGGGAAAUUGUUCGAGUACAUUGUUAACCCCAACAGUAGUCCGGUUCAAGAACGUCACGUUAGCAGUACAGAUAAAAUAGGUAAACGAUAUCGUAAUGUUGCGCCCGUGUUUAGUAUCGAUGAUGAUCAAGACAAUCUCGCUAGUAUUCAGGGUGCCGAAAGUGAAGACCCACGCGAAAUCGUAUCAUUACAGGAUUGGUUGCAAAGUCCAGACAUUAUCGAGCAGUUUCCAUGUGAAGAAGUUAAAUUAAACGGUUUGAUGUACAAGAGCUAUUUAAUAGUGACGGAUUCGCAUUUAAUCGUACUACGAGAAAUCUCCGAAAAGAAGGAUAUAGCCGAAAUCAUCGUACGACGGCCGUUGUCCGCAGUUGUUAGAAUAACAGCAAAAAAGAGACAUCCCGAAUUGAUCACAUUCAAGUACGGCGUGCCCGAUGGGGAUUCGGUCCUUAUUUCCGACAUGGAUCGAUUUUUAAUUCCAAAUGCGAGUAAAGCGACAAAAGUUGUUUCCGAUCAGAUUGUAAAACAGUUAAAAUGUAAAGAUUAAUAAUAUGUACUUGUAUUUAAGUUUACCCUUAUCAAUUAUUUGCAACUAACGCACCUCUGUAUUACUAAUUCUAAGGACUAAUCUACUAACCUUCCAUAUUAUACUGGAAAUUUACGGAAAGCCAUUAUUAUUUUAUGAUCACAAAAUGCAUAUGGGUGAAUGGGUUCAUUUGGUAAACUUUUGUGAAAUUCAGUCUCUUAAAAUUAAUAACAUAACAAUUUUUUGUUUAGCAAUGGUAGGCAAUUCGAGUCCGACCUAAUCAACAUCUUACUUUAUGUGGGAAGUGUUUUUUUACAGAUUACCAUUUGCUUCACAUUCCAAAAAUUGAUGAAAUUUGACUAAAUGUAUCCAUUACUCCUGGUAUGUUUCUAAAGCUUUGUAAUCUAGGAAAUAGCAUACACAGAACACCAUUAAAAAAAAGUUAC